Molecule: messenger RNA, 3298 nt
Organism: Dromiciops gliroides (monito del monte)
Lineage: Eukaryota; Metazoa; Chordata; Mammalia; Microbiotheria; Microbiotheriidae
Gene: SLC7A4
Product: solute carrier family 7 member 4
Exons: 5
Coding region: 172-2106 (644 amino acids)
Biological process (GO): amino acid transport; transmembrane transport
Cellular component (GO): plasma membrane
Molecular function (GO): amino acid transmembrane transporter activity
Source: RefSeq, a predicted model, not a curated record
GCCCCUGGCCGGGUUGGGCGGACCUGCCCGGCAGUCGGGGCGGGGCUGAGCGGUCUGGGGCGGGGCUGGAGUCUGAAGGAGCCGCCGCCAAGGCUGCAGACAGGUGCUGGCUCCGUGCCCCUCCUCCACCUCUUCCUUGCCCAGGCCCUUGGGCCCAGCCGUUUCCUCAGCAUGGCGUGGGGGCUGCCCAGUGCCGCCAGCCUGGCCCGUCUCUGCCAGAAGCUCAACCGGUUGAAGCCAUUGGAAGACGCCAUGAUGGAGACGUCCCUGAGGCGUUGCCUGUCUACGCUGGACCUGGCGCUGCUGGGCAUUGGUGGCAUGGUGGGCUCGGGGCUCUAUGUGCUCACAGGCACCGUGGCCAAAGAGCUGGCCGGCCCAGCGGUGCUCAUCUCCUUUGCGAUCGCUGCCGUGGCCUCGCUGCUGGCGGCCCUGUGCUAUGCGGAGUUUGGGGCCCGUGUGCCACGCACAGGCUCAGCCUACAUGUUCACGUAUGUGUCCAUGGGCGAGCUCUGGGCCUUCCUCAUUGGCUGGAACGUGCUCCUGGAGUACAUGAUCGGGGGCGCCGCCGUGGCACGGGCCUGGAGCGCUUACCUGGACUCCAUCUUCAGCCACCACAUCCGCAACUUCACAGAGACCCAUGUGGGUGUGUGGCAGGUGCCCUUCCUCGCCCGCUACCCAGACUUCCUGGCCGCGGGCAUCCUGCUGAUCGCUGCUGCCUUUGUGUCCUGUGGGGCCCGUGUCUCCUCCUGGCUCAACCACAUCUUCUCUGCCCUUAGCCUGGGCGUCAUUGUCUUCAUCGUCAUCCUAGGCUUCGUGCUGGCCCAGCCCAGGAACUGGAGCUCGCAGGAGGGCGGCUUUGCCCCUUUCGGCUUCUCGGGCAUCCUGGCAGGCACCGCCACCUGCUUUUACGCCUUCGUGGGCUUCGAUGUCAUCGCUGCCUCCAGCGAAGAGGCCAGGAACCCCAAACGGGCAGUGCCCAUGGCCAUCGCCAUCUCCCUGAGCCUGGUGGCUGGCGUCUACAUCCUGGUGUCCAUGGUCCUGACCCUGAUGGUGCCCUGGCACAGCCUGGACCCCGAGUCGGCCCUGGCCGACGCCUUCUACCGGCGUGGUUAUGGCUGGGCAGGCUUCAUUGUGGCCGUGGGAUCCAUUUGUGCUAUGAACACUGUUCUGCUCAGCAAUCUCUUCUCCCUGCCAAGAAUCGUCUAUGCCAUGGCUGCAGAUGGACUCUUCUUCCAGGUGUUUGCCCACGUGCACCCCAAGACCCAGGUGCCAGUAGUGGCUAUAGUCGCGUUUGGAAGUCUUAUGGCCCUGCUGGCCCUGAUCUUAGACCUGGAGUCCCUGGUGCAGUUCUUGUCGAUUGGGACACUGCUGGCCUAUACCUUUGUGGCGGCCAGCAUCAUCAUCCUUCGAUUCCAGAGAGCCCCAGCCCCGGGAUCCCCACCAGCCCCACCCAGCCCGGGCCCCCCCUCCAAGGAAUACGAGUCCUUCUCUGACAGGCUGCAGCUGGUGGGGGCCACUCAGGCCGAGACCCCGGAGCCGGGUCAACUCAAACUAGCCUGGCGGCCCUACCUGCCCUUUCUGAGCACGCACUGUGGCUCAGGGGCUGCUGUGACCUGGGCCCUGGGGGGACUCAUGGUGUCUGCUAUUGGGCUCAACUGCGUGCUUAUCUUUGGGGAUUCCCCCCUGCACCUGCCCCGCUGGUGCUCCACCUUCCUGCUGGUUCUCUGCAGCUUGGUCUUCCUGUUCAGCCUACUCCUCCUUGGUGUCCAUCAGCAGCAGCCAAGCCAGGACACCUUCCAGAUCCCUUGGGUGCCCCUGACUCCGGCCCUGAGCAUCCUUCUGAACAUCUGUCUCAUGCUGAAGCUGAGCUAUAUGACCUGGCUGCGCUUCGCUAUCUGGUUGCUGGUAGGGCUCGGCGUCUACUUUGGCUAUGGAAUCAGGCACAGUAAGGAGAAUGUGCAGGAUCCUCCGGGCUCAGGCAGCACCCGCUACGUGGUAUUCCCCAGUGGGAGCCUGGAGGAGACCGUCGAAGCAGUGCAGCCCCCAGGCCAGGCCAGCUCAGGACCUCCUGCCAGUGCCACCGCCAGCCCGGGGAGUAGCGGCUGAUGCCCAGCAGACUGUUCAGAAUGGCCCUCACUGCCAGGGGCUGGCAGGCCCAGCCCCUCCUCCCCCAACCCUUAUACUUCUCUCCCAGCAUCCUUGGAGCCUCCCCUCCCAACUGGAAGGAAGAAUAUGGGGGGGGGCUGUUCUCACUCACCCCCUUUCCCUGCCCUCCUCCUGUUGGCCUGACCCUGAGGCCCCUAUGAGGAGCCACUCUGGAAGGGGGGCCCCGUAGCUGUGUGUCUGGGGUGGGGCAUGCGGGGCAGUGGGCUGGGGGAAGCGCCCACAGAGGAGCCCUUACUUCCAGUGAGUCACAGGGACCCGCAAGGGCACAGUAGGUGAGGAGCAGAGCUUGGAGGUGUCUGGCAAGGGUGGCUGAUGAUGCUGAGCAAUUUAGACGGGUUUCUUUGCUGGUGCUGUCUGCCACAGAGGCAGCUGGUACCCAUCUGGGCUAAGUGAUCAAGAAUGAUACCAACAACCCACACGGAGUAGUGUCUUUGUUCUCAACAAAGGGAGAAAUGGGCCCAGGGAAGGGGAGAGUCAGAUCUGACAGUGACGAAGUGCUGAGACUUAGCGGUUCCUUUCCUACCUCCGAGGCCUGGGACUUCUGUGGGGGGAUCAAUCCAUGAGCAAGUAUUGUUGGUCCCCUCCUCUGCCAGGUGCCCCCAUCAGUCACUGAGCCCACAGUGGAGAAAUGAGGCUUCUGAGGGAGCCGACCUCAUCCUUUGUUGGCCGUGGGCGUGAGGCCCUGCACGGCAGCCCAGGCUCCAGUGGCGCUUUCUCAGCAAUGCCCACGGCUUGUCAGAGUGUUUGCAAAGGAUCCUGCACACUGGGAUACAGAGGAAGGCCCUCAAGGGACUCGAGUUCUGCUGGGGAGGACGAUGCAGAGACAACUAGGGUGUGCAAGCUGUAUAUAGAAAGCUAAGCUCCGGUGUGUGCGUGUGUGGUGUGUAUGUGCAGGAUGCAUGGACGGGCUCCCUGACAGUCUGCAGGCCCAGAGGACUAGCCUUCCUUACAAACUAGGGUUCAACCGCAGACCCAGACUGGGCCAUGACCCCAGCCUGAAACUCAUCCCUGUAGGGGAAGGAGGCACUGGCUGGAGUCAGAAGACCCGGGUUCACUUCCCUGGGCUUCCAUGUUCUCAUCAGGGCAGCGGCUCUGAAAGCGGGGUCUGGGGUGCUCUCGGUCAAAACUAUUU